UUACGAGGCGGAGUUGAAGAGGAGCUGAGCUCAUGAGGAGAAACUUCCGGAAAGAUAUUCGCUUGGCGCUAAGUUACUUUAUAUAGAAACUCAUCUGUAGGACAUAGGCUUGUAUUUUAGGUUUAGAGUGGUAUUAUACUGACGUAACAGCCACCAAAACGGUUUUCGUACGAAAGUCUCGAGUCCUGACGAUUUAUUCCAGAUGAGACGAGCAAAGCGACAGUAACUAUGGGUGAAGCGCUCAGCACUAAAUUACCGGUCAGACGGAAUUCAACUUCUAAAUCGGGAUGGGAUUCAACUGAGCAUGCUUUUAAUAUUCCCUUGGACAUCCUUGAGGAAAUCUUUCUAAAUCUGCCUGCCCACAAGGUGGUUUGUGUGUGUCGAUUAGUUUGCCAUCAUUGGAAAGAUGUCGCAGAUAAUGAGUCUCUCUGGAGACAAAGGUGCAGAAGAGAAGGGUAUAAUCUGCACGAAUCUUCCAAAGUACCAAGCGACUGGAGGUUCUUUUACUUCAUGUGCAAGAAAAGGAGAAAUCUCAUAAAGAAUCCAAGAGGGGAAGAUGAAUUUAAGGAUUGGACGAUAGUAAGGAAUGGAGGUGAUGGAUGGAGAGUAGAGAAACCUAUUGCACUACACCCAAAUGCAGAAGUACAAACAAACUUUGUAACUUCCUUCAGAAUGUGCACAAAGUCACAGCUCAUUGAUUUGGUGAAUGAGGGUUACAGCCAGGCUUUUAUGGAUGAGGUUCAGCCCCACAUCAAGGUGUCCGACUGGUAUGCACCUCGAUGCAACUGUGAAUACAACAUGUCUGUGAAGCUGCUGCACAGCAACAAAAGGAUUAUUGAGGAAUUUACUCCUGGUACUAUUCACCUACCUGAACAGGAAAAUCGCAGGUGGAAACAGAUGAUCCAUGUGUUUAAGGACUAUGGACCAGGAGUCAGAUAUGUCUACUUUGAGCACGGCGGUAAAGAUUCUGUAUUCUGGGCAGGAUGGUAUGGGAUUCGCUUAACAGAAACAUCCAUUGAAUUAUGUCCAGCACUGGACAAACAGAAUUAUUAACCCUACAGUGGUUAAGAAGACAGGUUUUAACUACUAUUCCACUACAAUACUCUUUAUAGCAUGUUUGUGAAACAUGUUAUAGAGAACUGUAAAACAGACAUGUAAUCUUGAUUAUCUUAAACUGUAACAAGGUAUUUAAAACCCAAUACUUACAAGACUGUCAAUUUUGAUUUUUGUACUUUUAAAUCUAUUUAUUUGGAAUGUUCUCAGUCUUUUUCUUGUCCUUCCUUUUAAACGUUCUAGUAAUUACUGCUUUAACAAUUAUAUAACCCAGUGUAGUAAUGUUUUUAAAUAUGCUCGUUCACGCUGCUCACAAUGUACCUUUAACAAAUUCUUGUAGUUGUAUUGCUGUAGUUUUCCUGCCACUUUUUUGUCCACGUGUAAAAAUGUCAAUUUCCCCUUUGUAAUUAUCAAGACACAGAACAACAUGUUAUUUGAAGAUUUAAUCAUAAUACUG
This is a messenger RNA of Xiphophorus couchianus (Monterrey platyfish), 1510 nucleotides long. Its product is annotated as F-box only protein 6-like. Gene Ontology annotation, cellular component: cytoplasm; SCF ubiquitin ligase complex. The coding region runs from base 229 to 1053 and encodes 274 amino acids. The transcript is spliced from 6 exons. The record is from RefSeq and is a predicted model, not a curated record. NCBI's taxonomy places the organism in Eukaryota, Metazoa, Chordata, Actinopteri, Cyprinodontiformes, Poeciliidae. Gene Ontology annotation, molecular function: protein binding; ubiquitin protein ligase activity. Gene Ontology annotation, biological process: SCF-dependent proteasomal ubiquitin-dependent protein catabolic process; glycoprotein catabolic process; ERAD pathway.